AUGCGUGGAAGACGUGCUGGGGCUCACAAGAUUCGUCGUAUUGAUACCCGUAUCUCAAAUCGACAUGUCCCUGUUUUGACAAAAACAAAAGGGACCGCAGACCAUCGGAAUCUUGUUCAAGUUGGUAGAGACCUCAAACCAUGUCGGGUAAGCUACAAUCUACCACAUUUCUUCAUGAGUAACCUGAGGUCCAUGACCAAUAAGUUUGAUGAGCUUGAGGUAUUUCUUAGGGAUAAUGACAUUGAUGUGUGUGCUGUGACUGAAUCAUGGUUGACAUCAGAUACUGUGGAAUAUUUGUCAGUCCAAGGAUACUCACAUUUCUCAAAAUGUCGCACCAGACGGAGAGGGGGAGGGGUAUCUUUGAUUAUAAAAGAUGAACUUAACCCUUCUCCUGUUAUAGGCAUUGCUGUUCCUGAUGAACUUGAAAUCACCUGGGUGCAAAUACGUCCCCGUCGCCUCCCGCGGGAAAUAUCCAGUAUCUACAUAGCUGUCGUGUAUUCUCCUCCAAAUAGUGGAACUGAUGAACAAUUAAUCGAUCACAUCGUCCAGUCAGUUGAUAAUCUGCGAUCGAUUCAUCCGUCAUGUGGUUUGAUUGUUCUCGGUGACUUCAACCAGUUGAAUACAGAUGAUAUUUGUGUCAACUGUUCGCUUCGACAGGUUGUUGAUAAGCCCACAAGACUCGACGCAAUCCUGGAUAAGAUCUUAACCAAUCUUAGUGACUACUAUCGGGAAGUUGUCGUUACGUCUCCUCUCGGGAGUAGCGACCAUAACGUGGUAACAUGGAUCCCAAAAGACGUAUUUCCCCGAAAGCCGAACGUGACUAGAAAACGCAUCUUACGACCUAUCCGGGACUCGGAUGCAAGAUGUUUUGGAAGGUGGAUCUCGGACCAGUCUUGGUCGAAUGUCCAUGACGCCCCAGAUACUCAAGCUAAAUGUGAUGAAUUUUAUUCCAUCCUUCAGCAAGGCCUUGAGACAUUCUUUCCCCUGAAGACAGUUCGAGUUCAUCCAAGGGACAAACCGUGGAUAACCCCUGAAGUGAAAUCGCUGAUUAAUAAACGACAACGUCUCUUUGUCAAUGGGCCGCCGAGUGAAUGGAGAGCAUGUCGCAAUAAAAUCUGCCGAUCUAUUCGUCGGGCAAAACAGGAGUUUUAUCAUGACCCAGUUGCUAAACUGAAAAAUGAUGAUCCUGCGUCAUGGUAUAAACACAUAAAGCUCAUGACAUCGCAUCACCGAUCCGACGAGUCGAUCUUUGUUCCUGAAGUUGACCAGUCACAGUUUGAUGUUGUAGCUGAAUAUAUCAAUGCGCACUUCACCGAUGUCUCUAGUGGUAUACCACCCUUGGACCCGUCCAAACUUCCAUCACGCGGAAUACCCUAUAAACCUCUUCCAAGAGUUGAACCAUGGGACGUAAUGCGAGAACUGCAGAAAGUGACCCCAGGAAAGUCUUCGGGACCGGAUGGAAUCUCUGCAAGACUUAUCAAAAUGUUCGCAACGGAACUGAGUUCCCCACUUAGUCACAUUCUGAACUGUUCUUAUUCUGAGUGUAUUGUCCCAAUUCAGUGGAAGCAAGCAAUUGUAGUCUCAAUUUCCAAAAGAGAAACCUGCCAGAUUUGA
Lytechinus pictus (painted urchin) is the source of this 1614-nucleotide messenger RNA. RefSeq lists its product as uncharacterized. Gene Ontology annotation, molecular function: catalytic activity. The transcript has a single exon. Lineage: Eukaryota; Metazoa; Echinodermata; Echinoidea; Temnopleuroida; Toxopneustidae. The record is from RefSeq and is a predicted model, not a curated record. Bases 1 to 1614 code for a protein of 537 amino acids.